AUGGCAGAUUUACCGGACGACAACGCGCCUUCGGGCCCUCCCUCGCCCAUGAGUACGCGACGACCAAGAUUCGACUCUCGGAGAAGCUCGGUCGGAGGAGAGCCGGAUGAGCGCUCCCCGCUGCUUCUGGGUGGUGCGAGGUCAAGAAGGCGUCUUCAACAAUCCGGUCCGGAGAGUCCAAAGUAUCUAACUCCGGGCCUGUCAAGAAAUCAUAGCACUGCUGGAAGCAUCAGAAGUUUACACCACAGUCGCAACCCGUCCUUGGGCCAACGUCUCUCACAUGCCUUCUCCGACUUUCCCGAUCCGAUGAGCGAGUCGAAACGAUCAAUACAACCCAACGAGCGCGUAUGGUACGAUCAGUUUACAUCCACCGACUGGGUCCAUGAUAACAUCAUCGAUGCCCAUCGAGUCAAGGCUCUGAAGAUGCGCAAGGACUUUCGGGGAAGGUUAUAUGCCAUCUUCGACGCCUCACAAGGAUGGAUUCUGAGUGCGCUGUGCGGCUUCGUCGUCGCCCUUGUCGCCUACGUUGUCAACUUAUCGGAAGCCACUGUCUUCGAUUACAAGUACGGAUAUUGCGCGCGGGGCUGGUAUAUUAGCGAGAGGAAUUGCUGUCCGAAGCAAGGCCCUUGCGAAGAUUGGCGGACCUGGUCCGAGGUCCUGAGGUUUUGGCCAUUUGGAGAUGUAGGCACCGAAUUCACCAUCUAUUUGGUCGGGUGCGUUGUCUUGGCAGGCAUCGCCUGUGCCAUGACCCUAACCACAAAGACCGUGGUACCUUCGGCAUAUCGGAUGACAACGUUCGACGAGAACCUCGCGGCAGAGCUUGCGCCAUACGCAGACGAACCGACGAGCGACGAAAGCCCGACUCCCCCAGAAGUCGUUGAGGCGAUUGAGGCCGCUGUGCCUCCUCCAAUGGUGUAUUACUCUGCUGCCGGAAGUGGAGUGGCCGAAGUUCGUGUCAUUCUCAGUGGUUUCGUCUUGCACGGUUUCCUGGGUGUAAAAACCUUGGUUAUCAAGUCUGCCGCGCUCAUUCUCAGUGUGGCGUCUGGCCUCAGUCUUGGCAAAGAAGGCCCUUACGUGCACAUUGCUACCUGCAUUGGCAACAUUGCUUGCCGUCUCUUUUCCAAGUAUGACAAGAAUGAUGCCAAGAGGCGCGAAGUGUUGUCCGCAGCUGCAGCUGCAGGUGUGGCCGUCGCUUUUGGCGCUCCUCUGGGAGGUGUUCUCUUCGGCCUCGAGGAGGUCUCAUACUUCUUCCCAGCGAAGACGCUCUUCCGCACCUUUUUCUGCUGUAUCGUGGCCGCACUGUCGCUCAAGUUUCUCAACCCCUACGGUACACACAAGAUCGUAAUGUUCCAAGUCAAGUAUGUGGCAGAUUGGCACUACUUUGAGAUUGUCUUCUACAUCGUCAUCGGCAUCCUAGGUGGUGCCGCCGGUGCUCUCUUCAUCAAGGCCUCUAAGCACUGGGCCAAAUCAUUCCGGAGAAUCACUUUCAUCAAGACGUAUCCAAUGCUCGAGGUACUUCUGGUUGCUGUUGUUACCGGCAUCAUGAGUUAUUGGAACGUCCACACGAAACAGCCUGUUGCCAAACUCAUGCUCAACCUUGCAGCUCCAUGCCACGAUGGCUCCGAUCGCGAAGACUAUGGCCUCUGUCCGACCGCUAUGGACGACAUCCCACCUGUGCUCCUCAGCCUCUUUACUGCAUUCCUUAUCAAGGGUUUCUUGACGAUCAUCACAUUUGGCAUUAAAGUACCUGCGGGUAUCUACGUUCCAUCCAUGGUGGUCGGCGGUCUCAUGGGCAGACUUGUCGGCCAUGUGGUGCAGUACAUGGUUCUGCUCUGGCCCGACUUUGGACUGUGGGGUGCAUGUGCCGCGAAGGAGGCGGGAUCCUGCAUUCAGCCAGGAGUAUACGGUCUAAUUGCUGCUGGAUCAACCAUGUGCGGUGUAACCCGACUCUCGGUGACACUUGCAGUCAUCCUGUUCGAGCUUACCGGCAGCUUGGACUAUGUUCUGCCAUUCUCUUUGGCCAUUCUUGUGGCCAAGUGGACUGCGGACGCCAUUGAGCCAAACAGCAUCUACGAUCUCCUGACAAGCAUGAACUCAUACCCCUUCUUGGACAACAAGCACAAGCCCAUUUUUACUUCGGAUCUUGCCGACAUCGUUCCGCGUGUCCGACGUGAACGUGUCAUUGACAUCAGUGCCUCUCCAAUGGUUUCUGCAGUCAGCCUUCGCGGCAAGUUGCAGACCCUCCACAGAGCUGGAGAGAUUGACGGAGGUCUGCCCAUCAUCCGGGAUGGAAUCCUUGUUGGCCUGAUCCCCGCCCCUGACUUGGAAUUUGCCCUCGAUAACUUGGAUGAUGAAGCAUCAAGCAUGUGCUUGAUGGCCCAAGUUACAACCAUUGAGGACUCUGACGAUGAUGGGGAGAUGGACAAGACUGACUUCACCCCGUACAUCGACCCUGCACCUGUGGCUUUGGACAUGCGAUCCCCCAUGGAUCUCGUUUACGAGUGUUUCGUCAAGCUUGGUCUGCGCUUCGUGUGUGUCCUGAAGAAUGGACGUUACGCAGGAAUGGUACAUAAGAAGAGCUUCGUGAGAUACAUGCGGGAGCUUGAGGAGAAGGAGGGACACUGA
Molecule: messenger RNA, 2625 nt
Organism: Colletotrichum phormii
Lineage: Eukaryota; Fungi; Ascomycota; Sordariomycetes; Glomerellales; Glomerellaceae
Product: voltage gated chloride channel
Exons: 7
Coding region: 1-2625 (874 amino acids)
Biological process (GO): chloride transport; transmembrane transport
Cellular component (GO): plasma membrane; Golgi apparatus; early endosome
Molecular function (GO): voltage-gated chloride channel activity
Source: RefSeq, a predicted model, not a curated record